Messenger RNA from Pseudopodoces humilis (Tibetan ground-tit), 4162 nucleotides. It is a transcript of the gene TRAM1, whose product is annotated as translocation associated membrane protein 1. NCBI's taxonomy places the organism in Eukaryota, Metazoa, Chordata, Aves, Passeriformes, Paridae. The record is from RefSeq and is a predicted model, not a curated record. Gene Ontology annotation, cellular component: endoplasmic reticulum membrane. Gene Ontology annotation, biological process: SRP-dependent cotranslational protein targeting to membrane, translocation; protein insertion into ER membrane.
GGCGCCGCCGGCCGGCAGGGGCGCUGCCGCAGCGGGGCGGGGAAGCGCGGCGGGGGCGCUGCCAUUCCCGGCUGCGCGGCCGCCUCCUCCCCUCCGCCUCUUCCUGGCCGCGGCCAGAGGAGCUGUGCUGGCAGCGGGGAGGCGGCGGCGGCGGCGCCCAGCUCCCGGCCCGCCAUGGCGAUCCGCAAGAAGAGCAACAAGAACCCGCCGGUGCUGAGCCACGAGUUCAUCGUGCAGAACCAUGCGGACAUCGUGUCCUGCAUGGCCAUGAUCUUCCUGCUGGGGCUCAUGUUCGAGAUUACAGCAAAAGCAGCCGUCAUUUUUGUUACACUUCAGUAUAAUGUUACCAUUCCUGCCACAGAAGAACAAUCUGCAGAAACAAUCUCUCUCUAUUACUAUGGCAUCAAAGACUUGGCUACAAUUUUCUUUUACAUGCUUGUAGCAAUAAUCAUACAUGCUAUAAUUCAAGAGUAUGUACUGGAUAAAAUUAACAGGAAAAUGCACUUUUCAAAAACAAAGCAUAGCAAGUUCAAUGAGUCUGGGCAGCUUAGUGCAUUCUACCUUUUCUCCUGUGUUUGGGGAACGAGUAUUCUUGUCUCUGAGAACUAUAUAUCAGAUCCAACCUCUCUGUGGAGGGACUAUCCGCACACUCUGAUUCCGUUUCAAAUGAAGUUUUUCUACAUCUUACAGUUGGCAUACUGGUUUCAUGCUUUUCCAGAACUGUACUUUCAGAAAACUAAAAAAGAAGAUAUUUUUCGCCAGAUUGUCUACAUUGGACUUUACCUCUUUCAUAUUGCUGGAGCCUAUCUCCUGAAUCUGACCCAUCUUGGACUUGUUCUUCUGGUAUUGCAUUACUUCGUUGAAUUUCUUUUCCACAUAUCCCGUCUUUUCUACUUCAGUGAUGAAAAAUACCAGAAAGGAUUUUCACUGUGGGCAGUUCUUUUUGUUUUGGGAAGGCUUCUCACCUUGAUUCUCUCAGUCCUCACUUUUGGCUUUGGACUGGCAAGAGCAGAAGAUCAGCAGCUGAAUUUCAGUACUGGGAACUUUAAUAUCCUGGCUGUUAGAAUCAGUGUGCUGGCCUCCAUCUGCAUGACUCAAGCAUUUAUGAUGUGGAAGUUCAUUAAUUUCCAGCUUCGGAGGUGGAGAGAGCAUUCUUCUCAGCCUCAGUCAGUGAAAAAGAAGUUUGUAUCAGCUAAAGGAAAGACCUCCAGAAAAGAAAGAGAAAAUGGAAUAAAUGGAACAGUGACCUCAAACGGAGCAGACUCGCCUCGCAGCAGGAAGGAUAAAUCCUCGUAAAACUGGGUUUUAUUAAGUUAAUUGACUAAUGUCCCCAAAGAAUCUGCUUUUUACAUGGAUGGCCCUUCAGCACUAGAGUUAUUAUGGAUUAAAGAAAAUACAAUUCAUGUUUUUUGAUUAUUGCUGUUGUUUUGAGAAACUUUUUUUAAAAAACCAUUUUGACUAAGGAAAAAGGUUUAUCUCUCUUCAAAUACUUGGGGGGAGGAUUCAACACUUUUUAAAAAACAUUGACGCUUUUUUAAAUAUUUACUGUGAUGAAAUAACUUAAUGAGGAUCACUGUUGCAGUGUAUUAUUUCCUUCCAGUUUUUGUAAUCUUGGUGAUACUGUUCUACCAACUUCACUUUUUCCAAGUUCCUCAAGAAGUAUUGCAAAAUUGAAGCAAAAACAUAGUAUGCAUUUUCAGAUACUCUGGGUUUUCAGUUAAUUACCUUGACUCAAAUUUACAUUUCAAUUUGGGAUUCCAAGACCACACGAAUAGACCUCUUUAUUUGGUAGUUACUAGCUGCACGAUGUCUGCUCUAAGAAUUGCCCCAUAUAAUUAAAACAAAACUGAACUAAUUGGAAAUGUUGCAGAGUCUUAUUGUUUGUUGAUUAGAAAUCUCUUACGAGGAGCACAACACUUUUUUGAGAUACAGUUUUUAGCACCUGAAAAUUAGAAGGGAGGUUUCUAUGGGCAUAGAAACAGUUGGUUUGAUUAGCACUGUCCACUUCUGUCUGUGAUUUUGAAGUGUACGUAUCUUGGAGAAUUAGUGCGUGUUGGACCUUCUUGGAAAACCUGUCUGUCUGAUUUUGUGGGUGGAGGUUGUUACAAUGUGUUGUGUUUGUUUUGGGAGGCAAUUAAUGCUCUGUGAAGAGGGGAUUAGAUAAAUGGAUCAAGUGAUGAGAAACAUUCCUUUAUUCUAACUGCUUUGCUUUGUUUCACCUCUGUUAGGAAAUAGUUUGAUUUCUCCUAUAUAUAUUUUUAUGAAAAAAUAUUUAAAAGCUACAGCUUCUUAAAACUGAUUUAUUGUGACCUCUGCUACAACUGGAAAAAUCUAAAUUGAAGAAUUUUUCCAUUAUCUUUCAUAAUUGUAUUCAAUGUGAAACUUUGUCCAGUUAGUUUUCCAGUUUAAUAUGCAGAUGAUGUUUCCUCUGUACACUUUUGUAAUAGGUAUAAUUCAACCUGUUUCACUUGAGAAGGAGUGAGACAGUUAUUGCAGUCUUAAGAAGAAGUUGCUGAAUUAGUCUAUCAAGUUAACCCAAGUAUUGAACUGCUUAUUGAUUAAGGAGCAAUUAUGAGCAAUCAAGCUGAUAAAUAAAAUAAUUUUAAUUAAAAACUGUUACUAUAAUUGAGUUUAUACCAAACAAAAUUAUAAAUCUGCAUUCUGUAUUUUCUAGAGUUCAAUUUUGCUUACUAUUCAGAAUAAAGGUUUCUAGUACAAAAUCCUCACUACAAGUAACUAUCCAUUCUUCAGUUGUUAAGUGCUAUUUAGAGUUAUUACAGUAUCAUUUAUUAAGUCUUUCAUCUGGUUACAGUCACAGUUCUCAAGUAAUUGGUUCACAGCUCCUGAAGUGGACUUGGCAGACUUACACUUGCUUAGCUUGAGAACUCUGUGCCCUCUAAUAUGCCCAGUCUGCUUCAGUAGAAGUAGGUAUCCCAUGUCUCAAUUGGAAGGGGUAGAGCUGCGAAUGUCCAAUCUGGCCACGAAACUGGAAAACUGGAACUCGGAAAUUUUGAGAAUCAUGUACAUUAUAUACUUCUUGUUCAAAAUCAUGUUUUGUGUCUGAUGUUUCUAGGAAAACCUUCACAGAUUCUGUGUGCCUUGCUCUCAACUUGUACCUUAAACCAAAGAGGGUAAAUUUUAAGUGUCUAGUCUGGUGCUUGGACUCUAAAUCAGUUUGCUUGUGAUAUCUGGUUGUACUGGGGCUGAAAGAAUCAUAAAGGGUGGAGAAACAAAUUAUGAAGUAAGCAUUUAAGGUACCUCUUGAGAUCUUCAAGACUUAUAGGAGUCUGAGGGUUGUAAUAGCUGUUUCCCUAAGGCAAACUAUUUAUUGUAAACCUCAUUCUUUGGCACAGUAGUCUUGAAAUGUAGACUUCAGGUUAAUUUCCAAAAACUUCAGAAGAAUAUAUUCUUGACUGUUAAUACUGACAUUGCUUUUUGUCUCCUUUUGGCCUUAUGGACAGACAUUCUUGUCCUUUGGACAUUUACAAAAGCACUUUUGUUUCCACAAUGGCUUAAUAUUCAUCAAUGCCUUAUAGGAGUUGUUGGCAUCUGCAAAGUAAUGGAAAGUAACAACAAUUGUUCUAGAAUUUGGUUGAAAUAUUGGAAGCCAGUAUUUUCUGUCUCUUCUCUCAUAACUAAAAAUACAUAUUUAUCAUGUUUGAUGAGGCAAGACCAGUAAUUUUUAAUUAUCUGCCUUGGGAUGGAAACACUUAUAAACUUAGAGGAUAUUGAGACUUCUAUUUUGAUAUUAUUUGUUUUAGUGUAAGAGUAUUGUUUGGCUGGAUAGCUUCUUCUGAAUUGCUUAAAAUUGAUUUUCAAAUGUUAUUGCAUUUUUGGCUCUUUGCUUGUAAUCUGGGAUUCAGUAAGAUGGAAGGAGAUUAGUUGCCUAAUCAUGUUUUCUUAAUUAUGGCAUCAAGAAAAUUAGAAAUGGAAAUGACUGAGUUCAUUAUAUCCUAUGCCAAAUAAAAUAGGCAGUAGUUAAUUUAUCCUCAUCAAUUAGCAGGUCCCACAAAGAGAAAGCUUUGUCCAUUUAGAUGGAUUUGGAUUGAAUAAUUACACAGACAGUGGAUAGGGUUUGUUUGGUUGGGUUUUUUUUUUCUCUUAAACCUCUUUCUCUUUGCCCCAUCUUGUCAAAACUCUUGACAAUAAAAAAAAAAAAAAA